CCAGAAUCUAAAAGUGGGAAACUGACCAUACCUCCUCCACCCAUCUUAAUUCGUAGAACAGAAAAUUCAAUGGUCUUUAAACCAGCUCCUUUCACAUCUGACAUUAAGGUGGCUUGGUACUGCUUAUUUGGACGCUGUGUUACAGGACCCAGUUUAAAAGUAAGGCUAAAUGACCACCAUCUUCCUGGGACAGGAGUAGAGGUUCCAGCAAAUGGCAAUAUCUUACUGGAGGCCAGGGGCCUGAAAAAAAAUGAGAGGUACAUCUUUGCUGUAGCUGCAUAUUCAAGAGAUGGACGUCUCAUUAGGGAUUCAGUUGGAGAAACCACUAAACCAAUUCUUGCA
This is a messenger RNA of Staurois parvus, 342 nucleotides long. The record is from the annotation of a GenBank genome assembly. Lineage: Eukaryota; Metazoa; Chordata; Amphibia; Anura; Ranidae.